Messenger RNA from Carya illinoinensis, 2076 nucleotides. RefSeq names its product rust resistance kinase Lr10-like. The coding region runs from base 86 to 1924 and encodes 612 amino acids. NCBI's taxonomy places the organism in Eukaryota, Viridiplantae, Streptophyta, Magnoliopsida, Fagales, Juglandaceae. Gene Ontology annotation, molecular function: ATP binding; protein kinase activity; polysaccharide binding. The transcript has 3 exons. Gene Ontology annotation, biological process: protein phosphorylation. The record is from RefSeq and is a predicted model, not a curated record.
AAUUGAUGGCUUUUUUUUUUUUUUUUGCUUCUCUAUUUAAAGUUUUUGUCGAUAUUUCGUCGUAGAAGAGCAGGGAGGAUCAGAAAUGGCGAUCUUGUGUUCCUUCUUCCUGUUCAUGGUUUUCACGAUGAUGGACCAACACGUAGGACGUGAAAAUGUGUGUAAAGAAUUACGUUGUGGAGGCAACGGCCCAGCCAUCCGAUUUCCUUUCCGGCUGCUUAACCACACGAGACAACCUGACAUCUGUAGCUUUCCUGGGUUUACUCUUUCCUGCACUGAUUCAAAACAAACACAGCUCGAACUGCCCAUUUCAGUGAAGCUCUUUGUCAAGAACAUUAACUAUACAACUCAGGUUAUUCAGCUUUAUGACCCAAAUCACUGCUUCCCAAGAGAUCAGCUUAGGAGACUCAAUCUAUCUUCUUCGCCUUUCCAACAUCCAAAUUUCCAAUCAUUUAAGUCCUACUCUCGUGGCAAUGGCUAUGCCUUAUUUAAUUGUUCUCAAACAGAUCAUGAGAGAAAUGACCACCGCAGGGUCUCUUGUCUGAGUAACCCUACCCACCAAGUUUACGCCUUGAAUUUCGGUGAUCGCCAAUCGUUAAUGGAGUUGCCCAUAUCGUCUUGUACAAAGAUGUAUAAUAUUCCGCAUGUUAAUGAAGGUGCAUUGAGGGGCGACGCUAACAUUCUUGACGUGAACUGGUCCACUCCAGACUGCAGGGGCUGUGAACGGGAAGGCAAGAAUUGUACAAUGUUUAAGACUAUCACUGGUGAAGCAAUAGCUGAUUGCUUCGUCGACCCUGAAGGCCGCACAUCGACAAAAUUAGUGAUUCUUGUUGCCAUUAUAGGUUGCUUUUUGUUGGGAAUGGCCGUGUUCUUUGCAAUAAACUACCGUGUCUAUAGGUAUGAUGAAGUUGAGAGAGAAAAUCAAGCAAAGAUCGAAAUGUUUUUGGACGAUUAUAGAAACUUAAAGCCCACAAGAUAUGCGUAUUCUGAUAUUAGAAGGAUUACAAAUGAAUUUGCUGAUAAGAUAGGCCAAGGAGCUUAUGGAACAGUGUUCAAAGGAAAGCUUUCCAAUGAAAUCUAUGUUGCGGUAAAGAUUCUGAACAUUUCCCAGGGAAAUGGGGAGGAAUUCUUAAAUGAAGUUGGAACAAUGGGUACAAUUCACCAUGUCAAUGUUGUUCGCUUGGUUGGUUUUUGUGCCGAUGGAUUUAGAAGAGCCUUGGUUUAUGAAUUUUUAUCAAAUAACUCUCUAGACAAGUUCAUAUCUUCGGCAGAUGUUAAGCUACAAGAAAUUGCCAUUGGUAUUGCAAAAGGAAUUGAGUAUCUUCACCAAGGGUGCGACCAACAAAUUCUUCAUUUUGACAUCAAACCUCAUAAUAUUUUGCUAGACCAAAACUUCAAUCCAAAAAUUUCUAAUUUUGGUCUUGCUAAGUUGUGCUCUAAAGACCAAAGUGUAGUAUCAAUGACCACAGCCAGAGGAACCAUGGGUUACAUUGCAUCAGAAGUGUUCUCUAGGAAUUUUGGAAAUGUGACUUAUAAAGUAGAUGUUUAUAGUUUCGGAAUGUUGUUGCUAGAAAUGGUCGGAGGCAGGAAAAAUAUAGAGGUUACAACAGAGAACAUUAGCCAAGUUUAUUUUCCAGAAUGGAUCUAUAAUUUUUUAGAACAAAAAGAAGACUUACGAGUCUUCAUUGAAGAUGAUGGAGAUGCUCAGAUUGCGAAGAAACUUGCAAUUGUAGGACUCUGUUGCAUCCAGUGGCAUCCAAUGAAUCGUCCUUCAAUGAAAGUUGCAGUUCAAAUGUUGGAAGGAUGGGACAAUUUGACCAUGCCUCCUAAUCCCUUUGCCUCCACAAAUACUACCAGAACCAAUGCAAGGAUACCGGCAAUGAAUGUUAGCCAAGAGUUAGAAGUCAUACCAAAAUCAGAAUAAAGACGUGUGAAUGUAGAAUAUGCUAUAAACAUGUUGUAAUCCUAUUACACUUUAGCAUUAGCAUAAUUGAUAUGGAUUCAAUUCUAUUGGAUUUGAGUUUUGAGUUGUUCUUACAUCAAAAUAAGUAAAAACAUAAGCUGUUGAAAUUUCUA